CUACUGAGAAAGUUAAGAGAAAGCAAAAGUGAAGAAAACUACAGAUUUUUCAAGCAUUGCUUUCCCGAAUUUUCCAAUAAAUUUGCCUUAAAUCUUUCCGCAAUUGGCCAUAAUUAGUAUUGUAAUCGAUACGCCAAAUAUAUUUCUUCAGCCGUUUAAAUAAAAGAGUUUUAAAAAUGGAUGAAGCCCGUGAUGAAAGCCAGUUCAUAGUGGACGACGUAAGCAAAAUAAUUAAGGACGCAAUUGAGAACACCAUCGGAGGCAACGCCUACCAACAUGACAAGGUAAACAACUGGACUGGUCAAGUUGUUGAGAACUGCCUAAGUGUGCUUACUAAGGAGCAGAAACCAUACAAGUAUAUUGUUACAUCGAUGAUUAUGCAAAAGAAUGGCGCCGGUUUACAUACAGCUAGCUCAUGCUAUUGGAACAACGACACUGACGGCAGCUGCACUGUUCGCUGGGAAAACAAAACUAUGUAUUGCAUUGUAUCGGUAUUUGGCCUGGCUGUUUAAGACUCAACAAUGAUGAGCAAUAAUGAGCCAAAAAAGUAUGGUUCCAGCCAGGGGAGGGUAUAGACCUUUUAAGUGUUUUUCGCGGAUAUGUAAAGACGAAAAAUUAAAGCAGUAAUUGCAUAAAAACUCGAAACAGUUUAGCGAUUUUCCAAUAAAAUGUUCUGCAAAGCUAUUAAAAUUAUUAUAUUAUCACAUAAAUUUACAUUGGCUUCAAACAAAAGAAAAUAUGGUAGUUGUUUUUCUAGCUUCUCAAGUUAUAUACGAUAUAAAUAAAAAUUUCAGUAGGGCCUUAUUCGUUAAAAAUAAAUACUACAUACAAAUUUGAUUAGAUUUAUGUACGAUUUAACAUAAUGGGCUACUGGCAUACAAGAAGUACUCAAAUGCUAUAUACAUAUAUAUAACACAAUAUGUGGAUAAAAGAGUAAUGUAUAAACGCAGAAUAUUUUUUUAUGAAAGUUUCGAUUAAAUGUAUUUGAGCGAAUACCUUAUAUUAAUGCAAACCGUUUUAUAGAAAUUCCAAUAAAUGUAAUUUUCGUUCUAACAGUAAAAUUUGUGUGCUUGGAUAAUGCCAUUCAUUUUUGCAGCCACAUACAUAACUACUUAAGGAAGGAUUAACAUAAAUAAAUUCGAACAAAAUGUGCACCAAUAAAGUA
This is a messenger RNA of Rhagoletis zephyria (snowberry fruit fly), 1165 nucleotides long. RefSeq names its product dynein light chain 90F (gene Dlc90F). The record is from RefSeq and is a predicted model, not a curated record. Gene Ontology annotation, cellular component: cytoplasm; cytoplasmic dynein complex. NCBI's taxonomy places the organism in Eukaryota, Metazoa, Arthropoda, Insecta, Diptera, Tephritidae. Gene Ontology annotation, biological process: microtubule-based movement. Gene Ontology annotation, molecular function: dynein intermediate chain binding.